AAGGACACACAACCCUCCGGGAUUUUGGGUGAAAGACAGCCACAGAGCUUGUCGUUUUCUCCGAAACGUCUCCAACAUGAGUCCAACACACGUGUGCCUGGUUUUAUAGCCAUUAAAAAGCUGACAAAUGCCAACCACAUUACACUAUAUUUGGGUUGCGAUGUAUGUACAUCCUAUUCUUCUUUACACAUUGAUGGGCACCCCCUAACUUCUGCGUUCAAUCAACGUAUAACACCAACAUAUCCAAAUCCUAUAUCCACCAUAACCACCACAAGUGAUAGCCCUACCAACAAUCGUUGCAAACACAGUCAGUCGCAACAGCAGCUCUAA
This is a messenger RNA of Dovyalis caffra, 330 nucleotides long. Lineage: Eukaryota; Viridiplantae; Streptophyta; Magnoliopsida; Malpighiales; Salicaceae. The record is from the annotation of a GenBank genome assembly.